UGUCCGCCGGUGCAGUGUAUCGGAAGCAGAGAAGAAGAAGCUCAGCGUCGUUGUUGUAAUUGACGGACAGUUUGACACUCACCUGGUGGACAGGUGCGACCACAACCAGGAACAUUAAAUAUCCAUCUCCUCUCAGUGGACAUCGUCUCUGCUGAUCAAAGGUCGUCUCCUCCUCUAGCAGCGAUGGCUCUGAUCUCUCUGGAAGACCUCGACGGAUUGGACGACGAGCAGCUGGAUGAUGACAUCACCGACAACCCUGAACCAAUGGAUGAAGAGGAAAGAGACCGACUGCUGACUCACUGGCAGGCAGUCGCCAGUACCCACCAUGUGUCAGUACCUCCAGACAUGACUGGACCCAUACAGGAAAUGACCCGCAACAACCAGCAGAGGGAGACCCUCCCCUUCGCUCCAGUGUCCCGCCAUGAGAAGAUGGGGGAGGAGCUGUAUGAGGAGCGUCUGUACGCAGCAGGUCACUGGGCGUGUGUGACUCGGGGGGAGGAGCUGUAUGAACAGAGCAUCUCGAUGGGCUUCAUGAAGCUGAUGCGUUUUAUCUGUAAAGAAAACUCUGCAGGCAAGUACCUGGGGAUGACGGUGCCGGUAGUCAGUAACAUCCACAUGAUGAAGGACGGGAUCACGUUUGAGAAAGACGUCCAGAUAGCAUUCUUCCUGCCCUCCGAGUUUCAGACCAACCCCCCCCGCCCCACCGACCCCGACAUCACCAUCAUCUACAGAGAGCCAAUCAGAGUGGUCGCCAGGACGUUCUACGGGACAACCACGGAGGAGACGGUGACCAAUCAGAUCAGCCUGCUGUGGGAGAUUCUGGGCGUCACCGAUGACCUCUGCAGAGACGGCUACAUGGUCGCCACAUACGAGAACCCCGGGGUCCCUCGCCGCCGGAAUGAGAUCUGGUUUAUUAGACGCCACCUGUAGACGCCUCCUCUGAUUGGCUGGUUGUUUAUCUGCUCACUUCCUGUAUUUUUAUGUUGAACUGACUAAUCAGAGCAGGUUUGCGUUUGUUAGCAGGUCCUGACACUAAGCCCCGCCCCCUGCCUCUCCUGUCUAAUCAGAGCGCCUCUCUCUUAAUCACUGACACCCUAUUGGUUCACACAUUAAACGAUCCCACGCCGCAGCAACAGGAAAUACAUCUGUUUUAUCAAGGCUCCGUCCUGAUUGGCCAAUCAGAUCGAUCAGAUUAAAAACAUCAAUGGAACAUCUGAGAGGAGCUCCGCCCACCAGCUUAGUUUAGCUUAUCUUAGCUUAAUUUAGCUUAGCAUUAAGACUUUGUUGUGGACCUGGUCCUGUCCUGGACUUGGUUACAGUGGUUCUGGUCCUGGACACCUGGUUGUUAACCUGGUCCUGAAUACGGAUGUGGUGGUGGUACUGGACCUGGUCAGGGUCCUGAUUUUGGACCCAGUCCUGGAUCUGGACCUAUUCCUGAUCUUGGACCUGGUCAUAGACCCAGUCCUGAUCCUGGUCUCAAAGGGGGCAGUGGCAGUCCUUUAGUAUAUUGCAGUUUUUCUACAGUCGAUCUGUAAGGUUCUGGUUCUGGUCUCAGCAUGAGAUCUGAGGACGGUUCAAUAUUUUGUAACGAGGUGAUGAUGAAGGUUUUUAAGAUGUAAAAUAUUAAAGUGAUGAUGAUGAUGAUAAUGAUGUCAUCAGUAUUUGAUGUGAAACAGCUUUUUGUGAUUUCUGGUGACUUCCUGUUUAUUUUCACUGUAAAAGUGUUUUUAUUGUUGUUUUGUUCCUUUAACAUUUGUGUUUGAAAUAAAAUCUGAUCGGAG
Molecule: messenger RNA, 1781 nt
Organism: Epinephelus fuscoguttatus (brown-marbled grouper)
Lineage: Eukaryota; Metazoa; Chordata; Actinopteri; Perciformes; Serranidae
Gene: soul4
Product: heme-binding protein soul4
Exons: 6
Coding region: 184-930 (248 amino acids)
Source: RefSeq, a predicted model, not a curated record